This is a messenger RNA of Tupaia belangeri chinensis (Chinese tree shrew), 5261 nucleotides long. RefSeq names its product dpy-19 like 4 (gene DPY19L4). The transcript has 19 exons. The record is from RefSeq and is a predicted model, not a curated record. Bases 1 to 2181 code for a protein of 726 amino acids. Gene Ontology annotation, molecular function: mannosyltransferase activity. NCBI's taxonomy places the organism in Eukaryota, Metazoa, Chordata, Mammalia, Scandentia, Tupaiidae. Gene Ontology annotation, cellular component: nuclear inner membrane.
AUGGUCAUCGAGCCUGUGCCUCUGAGACCAACUGUAGAACUGCGCCAAAGAAAAAAGCCAAAGCCUUCAGGAAAUAAGGAAUCUGCCAAAGAAGAGAAAAUCACUGACACUGUAAUUCCUGAGAGACCAACAAAAUAUGUGCUAUUUCAGCGCUUCGCAAAGAUUUUCGUUGGCUGUCUGGCAGCAGUUACUAGUGGUAUGAUGUAUGCUCUCUACUUAUCAGCAUACCAUGAGCGGAAAUUCUGGUUUUCCAACAGGCAGGAACUUGAGCGGGAAAUCACUUUUCAGGGGGACAGUGCUAUUUAUUACUCCUAUUAUAAAGAUAUGUUAAAGGCGCCUUCAUUUGAAAGAGGUGUUUAUGAACUGACACACAAUAACAAAACUGUAUCUCUGAAAACUAUAAAUGCAGUACAGCAGAUGUCUCUCUAUCCAGAACUAAUCGCCAGCGUUUUAUAUCAAGCAACUGGGAGCAAUGAAAUUAUUGAGCCAGUGUAUUUCUAUAUUGGCAUUGUUUUUGGAUUGCAAGGAAUAUAUGUUACUGCUUUAUUUGUUACAAGUUGGCUUAUGAGUGGAACAUGGCUAACAGGAAUGCUUACUGUUGCAUGGUUUAUUAUUAACAGGGUAGAUACAACAAGAAUCGAAUACUCCAUUCCUUUAAGAGAAAACUGGGCACUACCGUAUUUUGCAUGCCAAGUUGCUGCACUUACAGGCUAUUUAAAAAGCAACUUAAAUACUUAUGCAGAGAGGUUUUGCUACUUGUUGAUGAGUGCUUCAACUUACACAUUUAUGAUGAUGUGGGAGUAUAGCCACUAUCUCCUGUUUCUUCAAGCAAUAUCUCUGUUCUUGCUAGAUGUCUUUUCACUGGAGCAAAGUGACAAGGUUCAUGAAGUGUAUAAAAUUUAUAUAUUUUCUCUUUUUCUUGGAUAUUUACUGCAGUUUGAGAAUCCAGCUUUAUUGGUAUCUCCUUUAUUAAGUUUAGUAGCAGCCUUAAUGUUUGCUAAGUGCCUUCAGCUGAAUGUGAAGAAAGGAACUUUUAUAGCUAAAAUAAUAAAAGUGAUUAAUUUUUACUUGGUGUGUACCCUAACAGUGACUUUGAAUAUUAUAAUAAAGAUGUUUGUCCCUCAUAAAGAAAAUGGGCACAUGCUGAAAUUCCUUGAAGUAAAAUUUGGGUUGAAUGUAACUAAGAAUUUUACAAUGAAUUGGCUCCUCUGCCAGGAAUCUCUGCAAACUCCAUCUCAAGAUUUCUUUUUGCGAUUGACACAGACUUCUUUGCUACCAUUCUAUAUUUUAGUGUUAACCAUUUGUUUUAUUUCUAUGAUGCAGAUUCUUUUUAGAAGAAUUAAUGGUAAGUUCCUGAAAGACACUGUUACUCUUGAAGAUGGACAAAUUGGAGAAAGACCAGAAAUAAUUUAUCACGUAAUUCAUACUAUUUUAUUGGGUUCUCUUGCAAUGGUUAUAGAAGGCUUGAAAUAUAUCUGGACUCCUUAUGUGUGCAUGUUAGCAGCAUUUGGUGUAUGCUGUCCUGAGCUUUGGAUGACAUUGUUCAAAUGGCUUCGAUUAAGAACGGUACACCCAAUAUUGUUGGCUCUUAUUCUGAGCAUGGCUGUGCCCACUAUAAUAGGUCUCAGUUUAUGGAAAGAGUUUUUUCCAAGAUUAAUGACAGAGUUAACAGAAUUACAGGAAUUCUAUGACCCAGAUACGGUGGAACUUAUGACCUGGAUAAAAAGGCAAGCUCCAGUUGCAGCUGUGUUUGCAGGGAGUCCACAGUUAAUGGGUGCAAUUAAAUUAUGCACUGGAUGGAUGGUGACAAGCUUGCCUCUUUACAAUGAUGAUGAUCUUCUCAAGAGAAAUGAAAAUAUUUACCAAAUCUAUUCAAAGAGAUCUGCUGAGGAUAUUUAUAAAAUACUGACCUCCUACAAAGCUAAUUACCUAAUUGUUGAGGAUGCUAUCUGCAAUGAGGUGGGAACUACAAGAGGCUGUAGGGUUAAAGAUUUAUUAGACAUUGCAAAUGGCCAUGUGGUUUGUGAAGAAGGUGACAAGUUAACCUACUCAAAAUAUGGGCGAUUUUGUCAUGAGGUCAAAAUUAACUAUUCUCCAUAUGUGAAUUAUUUUACUAGAGUAUACUGGAAUAGAUCCUAUUUUGUAUAUAAAAUCAACACUGUGAUAUCCUUCCAGUCUUGAAAAAUAACAGCCUUCAUCUCAAAGACUUAUACUGUAUGAAGUGAAAAGUGAUUUUUCUUCUACCUACGUGGUGUCUUUCACCCAUCAGUCUACAGAUGUUUGAAACAUUGCUGCUUCUUUUCCCCUCCUGCUGCUAACUGGAUCCAGAGUUCUGUGGGAAAUAGAAGAUUAAGCAUUACUGUCUUUUGAUAAAAUGUCAGAUCUGCCACUCUGCCAUAUUUCGAGACAAGUGUCUUCGUUACCUUACAUGGGCUUUAAUGGUUUUACCUGUUGCAGCAUUUUCCCCACAAGUCUUCAUUCUAUCAUAACACUGAUCUUGAAUCUGAGUGUGUUCAAGAUCAUAGGAUAUUUCUCGUAUAUAACAUUUAAUAAAUACUUAAUGUGAUAUGAUUAAUAAUAGAAGCAAAGAAUUAUUCUUGCAAGUUUCUGAAAGUGUUUCAUGAUUUGUAAUGUAACUGAAAUUUACAGUAAAAAAACAAUUUAAAUGUUAGUUGAACAUAUGUGGCAUUUAAAUUAAAAUGGAUAUAAUAUAAAGGAAAGUGAUUUUUAAGGAUAUACAUAAAAAUAUAUCCAGAAUUUUCCAUGACACUGUUCUCAUCGUCUGCUGCUAAUAUAAGUGAGCACUUUCUUAGUGAUACAUGGUGUGUGAUAUGUGCAUUUUAUUAUUUUAUGACUGUCUGUUAAGUGAUUAUUAAGUGAUUUUUCACUUAUGCUCAUUAGCUUGAUACCAGUUUAAUCAUGAUUAAACAAUAACACUUGUUACUUGUAUACGUAUUUCAAAACAGACAUUUAAAAAUAUGUUCUGCAAGUUUUAAAAGUAAUAUGGAUAUGGAGUGUAUAAUCUCUUCACAUGUUUUCUACUUAAGUAAAACAUUAAGUCUUUAUCAGAAUCAGUACACUAAAGUAAUCAACAAUUUCUGGAGAUGCAUUCAGAUGCUGUUAGGCAUACUUCUGCAUACAGACACAUAUGCUAUAAAAUGCAGGUGGUUUUAUGAAACUGCGAUGCAGUCUUCAACAUUGAAAACAGAAUGACGCAAAAUUAUAAUAAAAUUUAAAACCCAGUUUCACUGCAUAAAUGCUAUGUUCCUUUAAGUAUUUUCAUAUUUUUAAUCAUGUAUUAAAAGAAAUUCUAAAAUGAUUAAUUUGACCUUAUAAAGAGAUUCAAGAUAAGCAUAGCCUAUGGAUGUAACAUAUAAUAAGAUGGGAUGUAUGUUUAAUUUUACCCUGUUAAGUGAACAGAUUUUCAAACUUUUCACUUGUCAGAGUACUGCAAAAUUGUAUUUUCAGUACUCAGAAUUAAUACAUUAGAUGGAAGCAUCUGUCCAUUAUUUUUAUUUUUCAUAAUAUACAUAUAUUUAAAGUACUUGCAUUCUUUAACUCUAGGAUGCUUUGCUUUUUUGGAGUAUAAAAAUUAUUUGAUGGUGAUGUCAUAUGUCUGAUGCCUUAGUUUCAUUGGUUCUUAUUUGACUCUUGUAUAUAAUUUUUUUUUUUUAACCUACAUUAGGGUAACUUUAGGCAGUGUAGUUCAGGUUGACUCUGUACAUGUAGUAUUUGCUUUAAGCUUUAUGAAAAUAUUACCAUAGUUACCUGAAUACACCAUGAAUAACCACAUGGUAGUACUUGUGAUUAGAGCAUGUGAGACAAUGUAAUUUAAAAUCUUGCAUAUUUUGAAGGGGGAAUGGAAAACCCUAUUUUCUGUUUGGCAUGAAAUAUUUAAUUAAACUUUUAUUGGUUUAUAUUAUGAGUAUAUGUACUGAAUUAGUUUUGGCUGUUGUAUUUUGUUUUUGACAUGUUAGUAAGUUUUUACUUUUAUCAACACUUCUUAAAGUAGUUUUGGGGACAUUUUUAAUUAAAUUUUUAUAUAAGGAAUUUUUCAUUUAGCAUAAGUUGAAAAAGAAAAGUAAGCUUUUUUUGAUAUAAUAAUAUUGAAUAUGAGAGAUAAGGUCGUUUCUCUUUUAGCAGUAGUGCUAGAAAGCUUUGAGAAGAACUUAAUUCAUUUCACUUAUUUGUUGAGUAACAAGUGAUUGGAUUCUUCAAGUAAUAUAACUCGAGUGACUUAAGGUUGUUAAUUUGACAAUGAAGAUCCAGUGUAAAAGGAGCAAAGUUUCUGGGAUUGAGUGCAAAGAAUUUCUUGAAGAAACACAGAACAUACUUUGCCCUUGAUAUUACAUACCCAUUGAAAUAAGUGCCUUAAUGUCUCUAUUUCUAAGUUUACUUUUUAAGACUUUUUUAAAAAGUCAUGAUAGGAUGUGUGGUGUGCAUAUAUACAUGAGAGAGAGAGAGAGAGAGACAGGUAUACCCUCCGCAGAGUUGGCUACCCCCAAAUCCCCUUCCUUUAGUCCUCCAGCUCUUAGAAUCUUGGGCACUUUGCACACAGGCCUGGUGUGUUUUAGGCUGACUGGGCCAGGGAUUCAAACUACUGUCACCAUGUGAGAUGUAGCUUCUCUUUAAACAGUGCCCUAACACUUGCACCAUGGAGACAUUUCCUUUAAGUUUACUUCUUUAUUUUCAAAAAAAAAGUUACCCAUUUUUUCCCAUAAAAAAUUUUUAGUUUUUUCUUAUCAGUGAGCUCAAAACAACAGUUCUCACUAAGCUAUUUUCACUAUUAACUCUAAUUAAGUAAUAAAGUUAUGAAGAGUAAAGAUGAGGUUUCUAGUAUCAUAAAUUAAUUGAUUCAUUGAUUUAUUUAUCCAAAUCCUAAACAAUCCUGCAAAUAAAUCAUACUUGUCAAAGUAUAUACUGACUUUUUGCUGUUUAUAUAUUUCCUAACUUUAGCAUUGGUUUCCUGGUGCUUUUUGAGUCUGAUACAGUUUUCUAACCUAAGGUGCAUGCCUCAUACUUCAACACAAACUGUUUCCUUCAUUACUUUCUGUGUGUAGACAGCUUUUUUUUGUUACAGGACAUUCACCUGGAUUGCCAUUAGCCUCCAUGUUGUGGCACUCCUUCAUAUAGUCCUUAUUUGACUCAAGGAAAUGACUUUGAGAAUGAAGGUCAAAGUGUGUUACAAGUUGGAGCUGAAAAACAUGAUUUUAAAAGAUGGUUGGGCCAGCCUGUGGUGCAGAGGCUAAGUCGGAUGGAUC